Messenger RNA from Camellia sinensis, 366 nucleotides. Its product is annotated as agamous-like MADS-box protein AGL28. NCBI's taxonomy places the organism in Eukaryota, Viridiplantae, Streptophyta, Magnoliopsida, Ericales, Theaceae. Gene Ontology annotation, molecular function: protein dimerization activity; DNA binding. The record is from RefSeq and is a predicted model, not a curated record.
AUGGAAAACAAAAACAAGGGUGGAAAAAAGUCCAAGCUUGUGAGGCUUAACAACUCACAAUUAAGCUUCUUGAAACGCCGCUUUAGCCUAUUCAAGAAGGCUAAUGAGCUUUCUACCCAUUGUGGCAUUGAAGUUGCUGUCAUGCUUGUGCUUCAGCGCAACCCUAGCGUUGAUGAACUGAGGCUAGGAACAGCUAGAAAGAAUGAGGCUUUGUUUGGAGCUUCUAUUGAGGAGCUUAGCUUGGAACAGCUUAAGGAAUUGAAAGCUAAAUUGAUGGAGGUGAGGGAGAAAGUAACCAACAAACUGGUUGAGCUCUUGAAGGAGGCUAAUGGUGGUGGUGGCUUUGAGAUCGCUCAUGGUUUUUAA